Cucurbita pepo subsp. pepo (vegetable marrow) is the source of this 2092-nucleotide messenger RNA. RefSeq lists its product as uncharacterized. Lineage: Eukaryota; Viridiplantae; Streptophyta; Magnoliopsida; Cucurbitales; Cucurbitaceae. The record is from RefSeq and is a predicted model, not a curated record. Gene Ontology annotation, molecular function: protein binding.
CCAGGGGGAGCUGUGACGGUUGUCACGUCAGACCCUCCUCUUUGGUCCGAUGAGAUAAGAAGUGGCCCAAGUUUCGGUUAUUAAAAUGGCCUGUGAUCAUUGCAGCCAUUCAAAGCCUCGUAGCUGUAUCGAAACCCAGACGCCGAAGUUCGAAUCGUUCAGAAACCAAAUUUCUCUCUCUUUCUCUCUCUCUUUCCGGCCAUGAAAUUUUCUUGAGAAUCAGGCGGAGUUUUUCGUACUCCUGUCGAAGAAUUUUGGGGGUUUUGAACUGAGAUUUAUAGUUCCGCUUUUGGAAAUGGUGUCGCUUGAGGAUUCUCAUUCCACUUCUAAUCGGUUUCCUUUGGGAAGAAAUUGUUACAGUCCGUCUUCAACCACUUCCAGUAGAAUUAGCAGGAACAUUGGCCGUUCUAUGCGCACUAUUCGCUCUAAUUUCUUUCAAGAUGAUAAUGGCUGCUGCACAUUUAAUGGAUCGGUGGCUGGAAAAUCCGGCUUCGUCUCUGAGAAUCUUACUGAUUCUGUCAUCGACCUCAGGCUUGGCGAGUUGGCAUCUCGUAGCCCUAAGUGGGCUAACCAAUCGUCUGAGCAGGAACAGGAUUUUCUUGAACUUUCUCAUGCUUUCAGUGAUUUCUCUGCUUGUAGCAGUGAUAUUUCGGGAGAGUUGCAGAGACUUGCAAAUUUACCGUCCAUGGCGGUUGUUCCUAAAAGAGAAGGUGAAGUUGCCGAGCCAGAGCCAGAGCCGUGCUUAGGAUUUCUGCAGAGGGAGAAUUUCUCCACUGAGAUUAUUGAGAGUAUUUCGCCCGAAGAUCUGCAGCCGACUGUCAAGAUCUGCAUCGAUGGGCUCCAGUCGUCGUCAAUUGCGGUGAAGCGAUCUGCGGCGGCCAAGCUGAGGCUUCUGGCGAAGAAUCGGUCCGAUAAUCGAGUACUCAUUGGGGAGUCCGGCGCCGUUUCUGCUUUAAUUCCUCUGCUUCGAUCUACCGAUCCAUGGACGCAAGAGCACGCUGUAACCGCCCUGCUGAAUCUCUCACUCCAUGAGUCUAAUAAGGUUAUAAUCUCGAAUGCUGGAGCCAUAAAAUCGCUGGUUUAUGCGCUCAAAACUGGCACGGAAACUUCAAAACAGAAUGCGGCGUGUGCUCUGAUGAGCCUCGCUUUGUUGGAGGAAAACAAGAUUUCGAUUGGGGUUUGCGGGGCCAUCCCACCACUAGUAUCUCUGCUAUUGAAUGGAUCGAAUAGGGGAAAAAAGGACGCGCUCACGACGCUCUACAAGCUUUGCUCGAUCAAACCAAACAAGGAGCGUGCCGUUACUGCUGGAGCUGUGAAGCCAUUAGUGGCGCUGGUAGCGGAGCAAGGUACAGGUUUAGCAGAGAAGGCGAUGGUAGUUCUGAGUAGCCUAGCAGCAAUUCAAGAGGGAAAGGAUGCAAUUGUGGAAGAGAAUGGAAUUUCUGCACUUGUGGAAGCAAUUGAAGAUGGGUCGGUGAAAGGGAAAGAGUUUGCAGUGUUGACACUCUUGCAAUUGUGUGUUGACAGUAUAAGAAAUAGAGGGUUGCUCGUAAGGGAGGGGGGAAUUCCACCUCUGGUUGCACUUUCACAGACUGGAAGCGUUCGAGCAAAGCAUAAGGCGGAAACUCUUCUGGGUUACUUAAGAGAACCAAGACAAGAAGCAUCCUCAUCAAGUCCUUAAAACAAAAGGCCUGAACUGGGUUUUUUCAGAAGGUAAUUGUAUUAUCAAGUUCAAGUAGUGGUAUCCCUGAUUGCUGUAUAUAGGGAGUGGUUUUUUUAGAUGGUUUGUACAGUGUGGUUGAGAAUGUUGGAAGAACGAUGAUUAGAAUGGAGCAAAUAGUGCAGUUAGUAAAGCCAAAAACUGACGGUUAGAGAAGAUGAUGUAUGAUUUUGAGAUAGGUUCUGAGAUAUCAGUAGGUUUAGUUUUGUGGGUUUUGAUGAAAUUCUGGUUGGGCGUGUCUUGUAUGGGUGAACCCAGAUUCUGUGGAACUGAUCAUCUUUUUUCACAUAUUAAAGCUGCUGGGAAGUGCACAAAAUUUGUAAAUUCAUUGUGUUGGAUACUCAGCACAAAAGUUAAUAUCUUCUCUUCUUCUCC